GCCGAGCCCAGCCCAGCCGAGCCCAGCCCGGCCAGACCCAGCCCAGCCGAGCCCAGCCCAGCCGAGCCCAGCCCGGCCAGACCCAGCCCAGCCGAGCAUGGGGCCGCGGGCGCUGCUCGCCCUCCUGGCGGCCGCCGCCCUGGCAGGCGCCAGCACAGUUCCAGUGGAAAAAGACCAUACUGAAGAAAUGGUAACCCGGUGCAUUGUGGAGGUCCUGUCCAACGCUCUGUCUAAGCCAAACGCACCCCCCAUCAAUCCUGAAUGCAAAGAAAUCCUGAAGAGUGAUAAAAAUGACAGAGAGAGAAGUGAAAAGGAACAGCCUGAAAUGAGGCAUCCCAAGGACCCAGCAGAGACUGAAAAACAUUCUGCUGGGAGUGUGGAGAAAGAACAGAGGCAGGCAGAAGAGGAAUCUAAAAAGUACUUGGAAGGAGGUGAUGAGGAGAAACUUGCUCGUGAGGAAGGUAAAAGUGAGGAGGAGGAGGAGGCUGGACACCACACACCUGCUCAGGAUGAGACACUUCACACAGAAGAAAAAAAGCAGUACCAGGAAAUCGGGAGAGAGGAAGAGAGAAAUUACCACAGUGAAGAGGAAAGCAAAGAGGGCAGGUGUUGUGAGGAUGUCGAGGCUGCUGUUCUCACCAAGAAGUCCCACUCUGAGGGCGUGAGCAUGGAUGAGUUCCGUGGUGGGAAUGAUCAGAGCCCCAGGGGCCACUGGCACCUGGAGGAGGGAAUGAAGAGUCCUUCCAAGCAAAUUCGGGAAAGUGAGGAGGGAGAGGAAGACAGGAGUAAGAAAUACCACCAUGAGCCUCAGGAACGUGGCUUCUCCCACCAGCAGGAGCGUGAAGAAUCCGAGGAGAGUGAAGAAAGAGAGGAAAGAAGGGAACCCUUCAAGGCCAAAGGUUAUGGUGGGAAGCACAGAGCGGGGGGCUCCUAUGAAGAGAAGAGGGGCCAUGGUGGUGAGAGGGGGGAGCCAGCAGGGGAGGCCAGUCUCUGGGAGCAGUGGAAGCACCAUCAGAAGCAUCAGGAGGGGUCUGAGGAGAAGGGGUCCGAGGAGCUGCAGGAGGAGAGGCCUGCAGAGCAGGGCAGUGAGGAGCACAGGGACAGCUGGCAGCAGAGCCAGGAGAGCAGGGAAGAGCAAAGCAAGAGGCACCACCAGAGCCAGGAGAGCAGUGAGGAGAGGAGGCAGCACGAUGGAUCCCAGCAUUCUGAGGGGAGGCUGUACCCUGCUGAUGAAAACCAGGAGCAGCUGGCCAGGUACCUCAGCGAGGAGAAGCAGCGCAGUGUGGCAGGGAGAGCCCGCCCACGGAGCAGGGAACACCAAAGGUCCCAGCAGGCUGGAGAGCACAGGGGGCAGGCCAGCAGGCACCACAGCACUGAGGACAGCCUGGAGGAGGAGCAGGAGCUGGUGGAAAAGAAGCAUCGCAGCAGUGACCAGGUGGAAGAUGAGGAGGAGGAAAGGUUUGCAGAGAGAGGUGAGUACAGAGGCCAUCUCCCCGCAGAGAAAGAGAAGAGAACUGCAGCAGCCUACAGGCCUUUCUACCCGCUGCUGUGGUGGAAAAGCCAGCACUUGGACAAAAGGGACAGUGCAGGGGAGCAGCUCCCAGAGGGCAGGGAGGAAGGCAGGCCCGCCCUGAGUGAGAAGAGCCUUUUCCCUGAAUACAAUGACUACGAGUGGUGGUCAGAAAAGCAAAUCCAGAGUGCUCUGAAGCACCGGCGCACCGACAAGAGGAAUCCUGGCAAAACAAACAGGUACGAUGUGGAAAGGCAGUACAAGAAGAUGGAUCAACUUGCACAGCUUCUCAACUACAGGAAGAAAUCAGCUGAACUGCCAGGGCUGUACAGCUCUGGAGAAGAGCUGAAGAAACGUCACGUGGCUGGCAAUGACAGAAGGAGCCUCAGCCGGAGGCCCCUGACGGAUGAGGAGGAAAAGCAGCUGGAAAACUUGGCCACCAUGGAUCUGGAGCUGCAGAACAUAGCAGAGAAGAUCAACAGCCUCAGGAGAGGCUGAAGCUGUCCUGUGUUCUGUGGUAAAGUCACUGCCACUGGAUUGUUGUUUGCUCUAAGCCCAGGAAAUUCUACUCACUGUCCACUCUCGUGUAGUGAUUUACACAGCUGAAAGUGUCUUUAAUUUGCUGUUAUGCUCCUGAGACCUGAAUGGCAUGAAUUUUAGUAACAUAGCCUUUCAUGUGGGCAGGUAUUUUUAAUAUGCUUUUGGAGAUAAUUGUGUUAGUGUUCUUCAGGAAUAUAUUUGUCUGAGUUUGCAAUAAUAAAAACCAUUGAUCUUGGA
Lonchura striata (white-rumped munia) is the source of this 2287-nucleotide messenger RNA. It is a transcript of the gene CHGB, whose product is annotated as chromogranin B. The record is from RefSeq and is a predicted model, not a curated record. Lineage: Eukaryota; Metazoa; Chordata; Aves; Passeriformes; Estrildidae. Gene Ontology annotation, cellular component: secretory granule.